Molecule: messenger RNA, 1059 nt
Organism: Aspergillus neoniger CBS 115656
Lineage: Eukaryota; Fungi; Ascomycota; Eurotiomycetes; Eurotiales; Aspergillaceae
Product: U2 snRNP complex subunit HSH49
Exons: 3
Coding region: 1-1059 (352 amino acids)
Biological process (GO): positive regulation of mRNA splicing, via spliceosome
Cellular component (GO): nucleolus; U12-type spliceosomal complex
Molecular function (GO): RNA binding
Source: RefSeq, a predicted model, not a curated record
AUGUCCGGCGCAAGGCAUUGGGAGCAAGACAAAGAGGCCACCGUCUACAUCGGAAACCUCGAUGAACGGGUCACAGAUAGCCUGGUAUGGGAGCUGAUGCUGCAGGCCGGGCGCAUCGUUAACGUUCACCUACCGAAAGAUCGAGUCACACAGUCGCAUCAAGGCUACGGAUUCGUGGAAUUCAUCAGCGAGGAAGAUGCUGAAUACGCGUCGCGAAUCAUGAACGGAAUCCGCUUGUAUGGAAAGCCCAUCCGCGUUAACAAAGCAUCGGCCGACAAGCAAAAGUCGGUGGAGAUUGGAGCAGAGCUUUUCGUCGGCAAUCUUGAUCCCAUGGUUACGGAACAAGUUCUUUAUGAUACGUUCAGCCGCUUUGGAAACUUGGUCAAUAUUCCCAAGAUUGCGCGAGAUGAUAACAAUCUGUCAAAGGGCUAUGGAUUUGUGUCUUUCGCCGACUUCGAGUCUUCAGACGCGGCCAUAACCAACAUGAACGGCCAAUAUCUUAUGAACAAGCAGGUCUCCGUGCAAUACGCCUAUAAGAAGGAUGGGAAAGGUGAACGCCACGGUGAUGAAGCAGAACGAAUGCUGGCAGCACAGGCUCGCAAACAUAACGUGCGCCCGCCGACCCAGCCGCUACCUCCUCAAUUCUCCAACCCAGGGACACCUAUGGUGCCUGCUGCGAUGGCCAAUGGUGACAGCUCUCGGCCAAUGAGUACUAAUCCACCGGACCUUAAUAUGGGCAGAGGCAUGGCUCCUCCGAAUGUACCGUUCCAAAACGUGCCUCCCCCACAAGUAAGCCGACCUGUUCCACCUCCUGCUUCUCUGGCGAACCCACCCCCCGGUUUACCAGCACGGCCGCCGCCUUCUCAGGCCGGAUAUGGGGGGCCGCAGUCUUUCCUCCCACCGGGAUUCAAUGGUGCUGGUCAACAACCUCCCUUCCCUCAAGCAGCACCUCCGCCAGGCUUCGCUCCCCCAGGGUUCGGUUCACCGGCAGGAACUCCUGGUCCUCCACCACCGUUGCCCCCGGGAUUCCAGCAACCUGGCUAUGGGCGCGGGCGCUGA